AUGGUUUCAUUAUCAAAAAAGUCUCCUGACGAACGAUUAAAUAUUUGUCCUGGUUUUGCUUUUUUACCACUUCUUUGGUUUAUUAAUGCUAUUUGGUUUUAUAAACAAGCUUUUAAAGUUGAACCAUAUCCUCAACAAGCACAAAUUCGUCGAUAUGUUAUUCGAAGUGCAAUUGGUACAUUUAUUUGGAUAGUUAUCAUUGUAGCAUGGAAUAUAACAUUUCAAUUAUUACGUACAAAAAUGGGUCCUCUUGGUGAUUUUUUAACAUUCGUUUCUCCACGAGGAUAUUAUUAA
This is a messenger RNA of Rotaria sp. Silwood2, 294 nucleotides long. NCBI's taxonomy places the organism in Eukaryota, Metazoa, Rotifera, Eurotatoria, Philodinida, Philodinidae. The record is from the annotation of a GenBank genome assembly.